Messenger RNA from Naegleria lovaniensis, 354 nucleotides. RefSeq lists its product as uncharacterized. The record is from RefSeq and is a predicted model, not a curated record. The transcript has a single exon. The coding region runs from base 1 to 354 and encodes 117 amino acids. NCBI's taxonomy places the organism in Eukaryota, Heterolobosea, Eutetramitea, Acrasida, Naegleriidae.
AUGUCUUCAAAGCUGCCUCUUCAUCCUAUGUAUGAGGAAUAUAGAGAUUCCCCUUGGGUCUUUUUCUUGACGGAUCGUGUGGUUUCUGUAUUGAGUUUUGUAGAGAAAUCGCUCCGAAGCAUCCCACUCUUCGGUAGGCUUUAUGCACUCAUUUCUCCAACAACUCGUGUUGCUCCAAUGACUGCCAAGACAAAUCCACCACCUCGACCAGGAAAGAUGAUGCCGGUUACAGCCAAAGAAAAAUAUGAACCAAACUCAAAUGUUCCUCGUAAGAAUGAUUGGAAAGUCGUUAAUAAUUACGGAAUGGAUGUGAAUGAAUAUUAUGAAAUGAAUUGUAGUGGUGCUAGCCAUUAG